Molecule: messenger RNA, 1419 nt
Organism: Malassezia japonica
Lineage: Eukaryota; Fungi; Basidiomycota; Malasseziomycetes; Malasseziales; Malasseziaceae
Exons: 1
Coding region: 1-1419 (472 amino acids)
Molecular function (GO): 2-oxoglutarate-dependent dioxygenase activity
Source: RefSeq, a predicted model, not a curated record
AUGGUGCACCGAGCGCAGGGGGGUUACACGGGCUACGUGCCGUCCGAGGGCGACGUCGUGGAGAGAGAGCCGGCUAGUAUCAGCGCAGAGCGCAUGUGGCAAGAAUAUAUCCAUCCGCGGCGCCCGUGCAUCCUCAACGGCCUGCUGGACGACGCAGACUGGAAGGGCUCGCGCUGGACAGACUUGGCCUACCUGCGCAAAAAAGCGGGGGGGGCUGUCGUACGCGUCGAGCCCGUCCAUCCGGAGGAAGACUGCUUUGGAACAUCGACCCCACGUACGACUAUGUCGUUUGGCGAGUAUUUGGACAUGAUCCAAGACACAGACGCCGCCGGGAAAUAUUACCUCACUACGCAAUAUGAGCUGGACGAGGAAGACGAGGACGAAGACGAAGACGACUUGGAUGAGGGGCCACCGCUCGAUACGCUGCUUCCUGCACCGACGAAUAAGCUUGCGUCCGACUUUCCUCGCAACCCGCGCGUGCUGGGCAAUUUAGUGCUGCAGCAGUGCAACUUGUGGCUGGGUAACGGCAGGCAGCGCAAGAGCUCUGGAUUACACCACGACUUUCAUGAUAACCUGUACCUUUUGCUUUCGGGGAGAAAACGGUUCGUCUUGUUUCCGCCGUCGGCGAACGAAUACUUGCACCUCCGGGGCAGCGUCCAAAAAGUGCAUGCCAACGGACUACUCGUAUACGAAGAUCCUGGUAGGAUCCGAGCAGAUGGGCUGGACGCAUUGGACGCGGCCCACUGGCGUGUUGCAGCAUGUGCGCGACGGCUCCAUGAGGCGCCCGCACCAAAAAAGUCUAAAAAAGCAAAGGCUUCAGGCCCUCAGCGGGAAUACGACAAUGCCAAGGAAGCGUACUUGGCCCUCCGUGAAUCUUAUGCCAUGGGGGACGACGACGUGGAUUGGGACAAUGCAGACGCUGUCGACUGGGGUGAUGAGGGCGACGUGGAUGGGCUGGCGCUCGACGGUGAAGAGGACGACGAAGAGGACGACGAUGAUGGCGGCGACGAUGACGAAGGAGUCGAGGAAGACAAAGAGGACGACGAGGAAGCCGCAGACAAUACAGAAGCCAAGGACGAUGCAAAGGAGCCGCCCAGCUUCUCCUUAAUCAGGCCUCAUAUCCUUCACAAGUACUUUGGCGUCGAGCCACCGAUUCCUCCGCCCACCGAGGUGGAACACGAUGCGCUCGUUCCUGGCGCAGCAUGCCCCAAGCCUCUUGUGGUCGAUUUACGACCAGGUGAAAUGCUCUACUUACCUGCAUCCUGGUUCCAUGAAGUGACGUCUGCUGCCACGGACGAUGGACCGCAUAUGGCGCUAAACUACUGGAUGCAUCCCCCUGAUGGUGACGCGGUGGAUGCUCCUUAUGCCGACAAAGAUACCUGGGACGAGAUCCGCAGGCGUGUAGCGGAGCACGACUAG